UGAUGAGAAAAAUAAGAAAUUCAUUUGAUAUUUUUUGAUAACCAUCUUGAUCAACAAGAUAAUUGAGAAAAACUGACCCACAUUGUAAGACAUUGAGUUGAUGGAAUGUGGUGGGGAGCGGCUGGUGUAUACUGUAUAAGGGAGAGAUCAUUCAGCCUCUCCUGGCCUCUCCUGCAAUCAUCCUGCAAACAGUGUAGUUGUGCACAUUACAAUGCAGAAGAAUUUAAAUUCAAGCCAUCAUCAGUUGGAGAUCAUCACAGUGAAAAGCAAAAUGUUGAACAGCAAUUCUCCUGCUGCCACUAAUACCUCCACUGAUGGCGGCUCCAGCAUAGCAUACCAAAUAUAUAUAGAUGCCAUUGAAAUGAAACCGCUUGUAAUGGGCAACAUCAAGGAGCUGGAGUAUGAACGUCCAUACAACCUACUUUGCGUCAAGAGAUGUCAGAGUGAGAAACAUCCAGACUAUGGCGUGAGGAUCAUAGCCCAUGUGGAGCGGGAGAACGACAUAUUAUCGAUCUACCUACCAAAGAUUUACAUCACAACAAUGUUCAAGAGCAUCACAAGCAGCGAGACAGUGGACAUGACUGGCUACAGCAUCAAAGUGUCUCCAGAAGGGCGAACACAUAGGGUGAAGCUGCUGAAAAAUGAGGAGUUGGACAAUAAGGCAGAGUCAACGAUAAAAAAAAGAUGAAAACUAGUACAUUGUAAAGUGCUAAUAAAAUGUUCCCAAUUAUGCCCCUCACCUCAAAAAAAGUUCCCACUGUAGGGUGAAACAGUGAGUGAGAGAAUAAAACAGUGACUGAGAGAGUGAGUGAGUGAGAGUCACACCAAACUAUACUAUACUCAUACCAAUUGCACAAUGUUUUGCAAUAAUAAUUUAUUCCCAAUUUUCCUUUUUUGCAUGAGUCAUCUCUUAUCUCACAAUGCCAAAUGUAGGCAGUGUGAUAUCUGUAAGUAAACUUGAGUGCAAAGUGUAGAGCAGAGUUAACACAUACCUCUAUUGUAGGCAUUCUUGCAAGUUGAUUAAUGUGAAUGUGGGGCACUGUGAACAUUGCUGAGUGCAUUACUAAAUAAAUGAUACUUGACUUUGAGAAUUGAGUCUCAAUCUCAUCUUAUUGGAAAUUUAUAUCUUUGGAUAGGAUAGAAUGGGUAUCAAGAGCUAACACACAAGGUUACAAUAAUUUUCUUUUUUUUAAUUAUUAUACACACAUCAAGGCAUAUCUUCGUCAAUCAGAUACAGAAAGUAACUCUUUCCUUAUUCCUACUGGGUGUAUAUUUCAAAACAUCUAGCUUGAUUCUAAUUUUAUAAUUCAAAUCUAUAUUGGGGUUCUCAAAUUCUUCCUCUAACCAAUAGUUUGACAAAUACAAUGCUUCCAGGUUUUCAAACUGUAAAAUAUACCGACUCUUGUUCCUACAGUAUACCUUUUUGAUUGCAAUAAUGACCAAUUCUGCCCCUUCUUGUAACUCCUCCAAUCUUCUGCAAUUCCCUACUUUCACUUUACCUUUGAUUUCCAGCAUUGUAAUGUUAUUAUACUGCUCCACUUCUUUUUGUGUAAAGGAGGAGUCUUCCAAGUUUUUCUAUACAUCUGACAAAAACUCAAGUGAUUCUAUUCUAGGAAAUGUAUGACCAUUAUAGCUUGUCAUACCAUUGAGUGUAAUUACAGAAAUGUUCUCACCCCUUGGUAGACAAAUGCCAAAUGGUAGACAUUUCUUUUUUGUCACUGUAAGGGAUUACAAAAUAACCCUCUUUCUCAAGGUUUUCGAUAGCUUUGUGUGCUUUAAUAAAAUAGCUAUUUAUUUAUUAAGAGCAUAAUGCGCAACUUUAUCGCUCACGCAUCGCGUGAUAAUUUUGCAAGAGCGAUAAAGAAGCAUUACAUACAACCUUUUUUCUACAACUGCCCAAACCUGUUAAAUUAUUUAUAUCGGCGGAGUUACAAUUACCGACUUUUUAGGUUAAGAUCUGACUUUUUGGCGAGCUGCUUACAAUCAGCUGAUUAGGGAGCAUAAAGAAAUUCUUCUGCGCAUGCACAAAUGAUUUGGAAGCAUAAAGUAAAUCUACUGCUCAUGCGCGGAUGGUUAGCAAGCGAAAAAGUAGAUUCUCCUCAGAAAUAAGCUGUUUUACAAGGAGAAUCGAGCAUUUAAAUUCUUUCUUUACGCACAGUUGUAGAAAAAAUCAUUUUCAUCAGCUUCACUCUCAAUAUUAGGCCUACUUGGAAAAUCAAUAUUCAAGUCCAACCAUUUAUUCCCAGCUAGAAACUCUGGAUUCUCUCUCAAUAGGUUCACCAGGAGUUUUGCAUUUUUUACUUCCCAACCACACGAGUGAGAAUCUUCCUGCUGCCUACACUGGGAUUGUUUGAAAGAUGAUGUGCUCACUAUAUUCAUCAAUUUGGAAAGCCUUUCAUAGAAAACAGUUGCUGAAUCAUUGUUCAAUCUGGGUGCAGAGUCAAAAUGUAAGAAGACUUUGUCUGGCAGCUUUAUAGCUAUCAGACUCCAGUGAGAUCCUUCAGUAUUUCCACCAUUCACAGUGUCUAUUUUGGAGUUUGAGAUUGGGGCCAAUAUUAAUUUAUAGUCAAAAGGGUUAAAAUUUUCUAUACUAUCAAUGGAAUCAUUAUCGUUAUUGGCAAGAAUGAUUUGUGUGCAAAUAAUUGGAUGUAAUAUAAGGACAUUGUUGAGGCCAUUUGAAAUUGUAUUUAUUCGCUCAUUGACCGCUAGAUGGCAGAGAGUUCUAUAAUUUUAUAAUAUCCGUUACACAUCAAUUUAUCGUUUCACGCACUGGAUAGUUUGCCAGUCAGUGUGGAUUUAGCUUUCGUACAGCUAUGUACUUGCUCUUGAGGCUUUGAGAUUCAGGAAAUUCGUCCUGAAUCUGCCUAAAUAUUCGUGUCGUUUAAUAUUAUAGGAAAUUCGGCCUAUACAUUUACUCAUGUACAUAAAUAUUGUCCUUUUUUCCUCUCAUCUAUCCUAUCCAACUGUCCACCUUUUACCUCAAAUAGAAGUAGGCAAGCAAUUCAAUUCGCGACAUGUUGGAUUUGGGAUUUGGUGAGUACCAUUUCUAUGUUCUUUGUAUGUGGUUUUCCUGAAUGGAUAUAUUAUUCAACUCAAAGAUUUGAUUCGUUUUAUACAGUCCACUUCAGAGCAUUUGAAACUUGUAGUUUGAAAUAUUUUAAUUUAAAGAACCAGUAUAUACGUAACAUUCUGGUCAACCGGACUGGAUCGUCUCAUUUAUUUUGGCAUUCAUUUUUCAAUAUAUUCAAUUCAAUUUGCAUUCUAGAAUUGAUUUCGAAAUAUGUAUCAUUAUCAUGCCAGUCAUUGCGUCGCAGACAGUACUGUGCAUUUGUGUUGUAACUGCUUGCUCAACAGAAACUCAUUGUUCAGCACUGCAGAUAAAAUUAUCACUUAUUCCUACUUUGUAUUUGUGAUUUCUCUGUACAAUCGUUGUUCUAUGAUUAUCAUUUCGUUCUCGUUCGAAAUCGUUCAUUCUUGUUAUCGUAAUCUCAUUAUGAUUAAUGAAAAUAAUUAAAUAUUAUCCAAUCAUGAGUGACAGAAAGUUGAAGCUCAAACGAGCUAAACUUGAACAAUAUUUUACACGAAUUCAACGUACUUAUGAGACAAAAAUUUUGGAUCGUAUCAGCUCGGGUGGUGAUAAGAAAUUGCAUUCGCCAAUGUAACAAGUGUUUCCGCUUUCGCCCUACCACAAUACCACCAAAAAUGGGCAAUUGACCGUCAUGCUGAGUGCUAUCAUCUAAACCGUUUGCUACGUGUGGAGUUGAUUAUUGUGGACCCAUUCGGAUCACUAUGGCCAGAAGGCGAAAUCCGUUCAUUUGUAAGUCAUAUAUUUGUCUUUUCAUUUGCAUGGCAACCAAGGCCGUUCAUAUUGAAUUAGUUUCAGAUCUAUCAACAACUAUGUUUUUAUCAGCAUUUCGCCAUUUCCUUUCUCAUCGAGGCCCUUGUAGGGUUAUGUACUCUGACUGUGGCACAAAUUUUGUCAGUGCCUAUGAACAGUUACAAAAAUUAUUGCAGUUAUUGAAUUUGACUGAAUUUCAAAACUCUCUCAUGAACGAAUUGGCAGAGUAUCGUUUAGAUUGGAAGUUUAUCCCUCCAGGCUCUCCCCAUUUUGGUGGAAUUUGGGAAGCCAAUGUCAAAUCCGUCAAAUCGCAUUUGUUCCGAGUGAUCGGUACUCAACUACUCACUUAUGAAGAGUUGAAUACAGUGUUAGUGCAAGUUGAGGCCGUCUUGAAUUCCAGGCCGUUAAGUCCAUUAAGUGAAGAUCCGCGCGAACCUCUCGCACUGACACCUGCUCAUUUUUUGAACUUGACGCCAUUGAAAGCAUUCCCUAUGAGAGAUGUAACUGAUAUUCCAGUAAAUCGUUUCACACGACAUGAACUAAUUGAUCAGUUAGUGCAAUCAUUCUGGAACAGGUGGAGAGUGGAAUAUUUACAUGAGUUACAAACACGGAAAAAAUGGACUAAGUCGUCGCCCCCUCUCACCAUUGGUACCGUAGUAAUUGUCGACCAGCCUAACUCACCACCAUUGCAGUGGCCUAUUGGUAUUGUGGAAGAGGUUUUCCCUGUAGCUGAUGGACAAGUGCGAGUUGCACUUGUGCGGUUGAAAAAUAGUCCUUUGAAAAGGCUGGUAACAAAAUUGUCCCCGUUGCCAACAACUUUUGUUGUCAUGGCUUUUGUUGUAUAUAUAUAAGUUUUUUUUAUUUUUCGAGUUAGUCUGAAAAUUGCUUUUCAGUAGGGGGGGGGGAUGUUGAGGCCAUUUGAAAUUGUAUUCAUUUGCUCAUUGACCGCUAGAUGGCAGAGAGUUCUAUAAUUUUAUAAUAUCUGUUACACAUCAAUUUAUUGUUCCACGCACUGGAUAGUUUGCCAGUCAGUGUGGAUUUAGCUUUCGUACAGCUAUGUACUUGCUCUUGAGGCUUUAAGAUUCAGGAAAUUCGUCCUGAAUCUGCCUAAAUAUUCGUGUCGUUUAAUAUUAUAGGAAAUUCGGCCUAUACAUUUAUUCAUGUACAUAAAUAUUGUCCUUUUUUUCCUCUCAUCUAUCCUAUCCAACUGUCCACCUUUUACCUCAAAUAUAAGUAGGCAAGCAAUUCGAUUCGCAACAUGUUGGAUUUGGGAUUUGGUGAGUACCAUUUCUAUGUUCUUUGUAUGUGGUUUUCCUGAAUGGAUAUAUUAUUCAACUCAAAGAUUUGAUUCGUUUUAUACAGUCCACUUCAGAGCAUUUGAAACUUGUAGUUUGAAAUAUUUUAAUUUAAAGAACCAGUAUAUAUAUACGUAACAGACAUCUUUUGCCUCGUGCAGAUCCCUCAGCUUGUUCCAGAUUUCUGAAUCACUCAGCCAGCGUUCAGUGAUGAUUUCAUUGGAACCUACUGCAUUAACGUUACUGGGUUUGCACUCACCCCCCUUCAAAUGUGAUUUUCAAACAAUCAAUUGUUGCAGCAAUGAAAAUUUCACCCCCUACAUUGAAGCUGCUAUAACAAUGAAAGGAAAACUUGGAAUAGUGAAAUAAUGCAUCAUUUCAAAGAGAAUUCAAUGCU
Nilaparvata lugens (brown planthopper) is the source of this 5530-nucleotide messenger RNA. RefSeq lists its product as uncharacterized. Bases 212 to 688 code for a protein of 158 amino acids. The record is from RefSeq and is a predicted model, not a curated record. The transcript is spliced from 2 exons. NCBI's taxonomy places the organism in Eukaryota, Metazoa, Arthropoda, Insecta, Hemiptera, Delphacidae.